AUAAUCCAAAAUUGCCCAUAUAAAUAAUUCAACAGGUAUGUCAUCCCAAGCCUUACACCUCUUCACAAUUUUAUACUAUAAACUACCCAGAUCUGUACAUAGAUUUAGGAAUAAAGUCAGCCCAGCUUUAUGUGGUGGUAGGGAGGGGCUGGGGGUAGGAGAAAUGUUAUGGUGGGGUUGGAGUCAUGAUUUGUGGUAUAAUUUUGCUGAUCUGGAGGUUUAAUGAGUAUAUUUGGCAUAAUUCAGCAAAAGGGUUGGGAUAUUAUCUCAAUAAGCAUGUAGCAUAGAUGAUUACAAAGAAUAUACAGAAAUACAAAGGAAAUAGACGCAAAAGAAGCAAGAGAAUUAAAAGAAGAGUCAGAAGCACACUUGGUGAAGCAGUUAUUACACUUGAACCAUUAAAAAUUAAGAAUAUUAACCCAAACUUUUCCUCUGAAGAGGAAGAAAGUAUCGAAAAGCAACAAGAAUUAUCGAAAGAGAGCUCCGUAAAGAAUCUGGAUCCUCUCUGAAACACCUCUGUACCUGUCCAUUUAAAAUCAAAAGUGAACUAUUUUUUCACUCCAUACAACAACAAGUUUGAAUUUUCGAAUGACCCUCUCCAGAUUAACGAAGGGCAAAAUUGGAAAGUUCUGACAGAUUUCAUCUGUGAAAAUGACAAAACAAAGUUUAUUGACAGAUGAGAACUCAUCAAACACAAUUUAGAGAUGGAAGGCUCUGAAAAGGAAAUUAAAUCUGUUAAAUUAAGCUUGCGACCUGCUGGCAGGCCUAAAGCUAAAAAGUCCUUUAAUAAUCAAGCUGUAAAGAUAUUCGAUGAAGAAGAGACCAGCCUGGAUAGAAAUUUGUCUUUCAGAGACCCUGCAGAUUUCUUAUGUGCUACACCUCAUCAUACAGUCAAACAGAUCCAUUCCCCUGUGAUUAAGGAAGAAGAGUCCGAUUCUGACGACUCAGUCUCAGGGUCUGGAUCCCUUGUGAGGAUACAGACGCAUAAAAUCAACAUCCGCAGACCUAAAGAAAAGGAAAGUAUCAUUAUGAAAGAGAUUAACCAUGGAAUGAAAGCUCUAUUAAAGAAGGAAGGCCUUCAUAAACCUUCUCUGUUACAUUCAAAAGUCAGCAUUAAUUCAAUUCAUGGAUCCAUAUUAGAGGAUUUCAGAAGUGGACUUGAUAAGAGCUCGUUUAAAGAUGAUGGUUCUCCAAAGGGCUCUAAAAAUCUUUCGCAAAAUAAAUCAAAGAGCAAAUUUUUUGCAGGACCUCCCAAUGAUAAGCCUAAACCUCUGAAUUCAUUUGAGGACUUUAUGUUUGAUAUUAAGCCUACAAUUUCAAGCAAGGAAGACUCAGUGACCCCAAGGUCUAAGAAAUCUAAAAGAAGUGUCCAGAGAAGCAAAUUGAUGCCUUCAAAAAUUACUAACCUUGAUAUGGUCCUAAAGCAGCGGAAAAUUAGAGAGACUUUAAAGGAGUAUAAAAAAAGAAUUAAAAAUUUAAAAAUUGCUAAAGUGGAUAUUUCAAAAGCUCACCAAAAUAUUCAUAACGAAAAUUUUGAUACUCAAAAUAAGAUCAAGGAGAGAUCUCUCAGGAAGAUAAUAAUGAAGAGGUCUCAGGAAGGAAGAAGGAAUCUGAAAAAUAUUGGGACUAAUAAGCCUAGAGAAAUUCUAAACUCCACUCUUCCCGAAUUAGGGUACAAAACCCUCUUUUCAAACAAUUUCAGUAAAUAAGAUGAGGAUCAGAAAUGUUAAAACACGUCAAGGACAUAGACUCAAGAGAUCUCUUGAAGUAAUAGACAGAGCAAGUCUGGAGGAAAAGAAGAAAAUUCAAAAUUUUUUAAACACCUCAGCCAAAUUCAACAAAUUAUCCAAAAAGGCAAGUUGUCUUUAUAAAUAUAGUAGGAGAAAAAUGAAAUGAAGAAGAGUAAAAUAUUCUACCCCAGUAAAAGAGUCUUGUUCAAAUUCUUUGGAAAAAUGAACAGAAGAAAGAAGUACAACCUGGGCCGACUCUGCCUGAACCAGAAUGCAGCCAGAAGAAAGAAUAUUAAGAUGAAUUUGAACCUAAACCUAGUGAAGGAUGAAGAAUUGUAAUUUUCAAUUAUCUUUUA
Moneuplotes crassus is the source of this 2086-nucleotide messenger RNA. The record is from the annotation of a GenBank genome assembly. NCBI's taxonomy places the organism in Eukaryota, Ciliophora, Spirotrichea, Euplotida, Euplotidae.